AUGGACGACGACGAAUUAAUUGUGCUAAGGUCGUACUACCUCCUCAACGCCUCACCUGAUCAAGAUCUUGGCGUACAAGUACGUAAGUCGAAUAUUCCAGGAGCUGGGAAGGGUUUAUUUGCAACAAAACGACAUGUUCAAGGUUCGAUUAUCUGCGAAUACACUGGGGUAGUUUUAUACAACCAGGAGAAUGCGUGGAAGCUCAAGGACAAGUCAUAUCUUAUGAAAUUGGGCGAUGGCAAAUACAUUGAUGCACUGCAUUGUCCACAGGUCUUAGCUCGGUACAUUAAUGACUGUAGAGGACAUUUUGGAGGUUUUAACGUACACUUUGAGAAACGUCCACAAGACGACAAGGCCGAUGUCAUUGCAAUGAGAGACAUUGAACCAGGAGAAGAGCUGUACGUCAACUACGGUCGUCUGUACUGGCUCGCAUAUAACAUGAUGCACCCGAGCAAUCCCGUGCGGUAA
Messenger RNA from Peronospora farinosa, 468 nucleotides. The record is from the annotation of a GenBank genome assembly. Lineage: Eukaryota; Oomycota; Peronosporomycetes; Peronosporales; Peronosporaceae.